Zingiber officinale is the source of this 474-nucleotide messenger RNA. RefSeq names its product agamous-like MADS-box protein AGL11. The transcript has 3 exons. Lineage: Eukaryota; Viridiplantae; Streptophyta; Magnoliopsida; Zingiberales; Zingiberaceae. Gene Ontology annotation, molecular function: RNA polymerase II cis-regulatory region sequence-specific DNA binding; DNA-binding transcription factor activity, RNA polymerase II-specific; protein dimerization activity. The record is from RefSeq and is a predicted model, not a curated record. Gene Ontology annotation, biological process: regulation of transcription by RNA polymerase II. The coding region runs from base 1 to 474 and encodes 157 amino acids.
AUGAGGAGGAUAGAGAACCUGGCCAACCGGCAAGUGACCUUUUCCAAGCACCGGAGAGGCCUUCUGAAGAAGGCCUUUGAGCUCUCCGUGCUCUGCGAUGCUGAGAUCGGCCUCAUCAUCUUUUCAGCCCGUGGGAAGCUCUACAAAUUUGCCAGCUCCAGGUCGACCCUCCUCCUCCUCUCUCCCUCUCUCUCUCCAUCUCCUCUUCCUGCUGUUCGAUUUAGUUUCUUUUUAGCUCGCUCUUGUUCAAUAGCUAUUUCCAUUGAGAUUUCUUCGUUUGGCCAUCCACUUGCUAAUUUUGUCAUGACUGGCAAACUGCUGAAGGAGGCAGAUAAAGAAAUUGGUCAUCAGAAAAUGAUUACCUCCCUAUCAAAAUUUGCAGAUGGCUCUCAUUUUCUAACAGGUUCAUCAGAUAAGUUUGCCAAGAUGUCAGGAAAAGUAGAGGAAGGAAUCCUUUUGGCUCCUAACAGUUAA